AUGGACAAGUGGUUGAAAAGAGUAACACCCCCCACCACAGAGACUCCAUCGGCUCCUAUGUCUACUAUCAGGGAUGCCCUAGUCGGUGACAGCAACCCAAUGUUCUCUUCCAUGGAUCAGGGUGCUAUCAGUAGGGAAAGUGUUGGUCAUCAAGCUGCUAGCAUGACUAGUGCCACUGACAGUGACUGUGAGUAUGAUGAGUCCCCUGACAUGAGCAAGCAUAUGGAUGUAGAAAGGAGGACAGAAAAAAGAUGCAAAUAUGACGAGAACUACAUUACGUUGGGAUUCACUUGUAUCGGUACUGGCUCGUCUAUUCAGCCACAGUGCGUUGUAUGCACAAAAGUGUUAUCGCACAACUCAAUGAAACCAUCACUCUUGCGCAGACAUAUGGAGAUGAAUCACCCUCACUUGAAAAAUAAACCUCGGGAAUUUUUUGAAAGGGAAUUACGUGGGCUUUCUACCAGUAAGCAAAGCAUAACAGCUCUGACGAGCCUGAAAACUAAAUACCAGCACAGGCUGUAUGUAGAGGACGAUUUAAGACUGAAACUAUCUCCGAUUCGACCAGACAUAAAGGGACUAUGUGCUUCCUCUCAGGCACAUCCUUCACAUUAA
Molecule: messenger RNA, 612 nt
Organism: Neoarius graeffei (lesser salmon catfish)
Lineage: Eukaryota; Metazoa; Chordata; Actinopteri; Siluriformes; Ariidae
Product: protein FAM200B-like
Exons: 2
Coding region: 1-612 (203 amino acids)
Source: RefSeq, a predicted model, not a curated record